Cyprinus carpio (common carp) is the source of this 2477-nucleotide messenger RNA. RefSeq names its product retinoic acid receptor RXR-beta-B-like. Gene Ontology annotation, cellular component: RNA polymerase II transcription regulator complex; nucleus. Gene Ontology annotation, biological process: retinoic acid receptor signaling pathway; positive regulation of transcription by RNA polymerase II; anatomical structure development. NCBI's taxonomy places the organism in Eukaryota, Metazoa, Chordata, Actinopteri, Cypriniformes, Cyprinidae. The record is from RefSeq and is a predicted model, not a curated record. Gene Ontology annotation, molecular function: nuclear steroid receptor activity; retinoic acid-responsive element binding; nuclear receptor activity.
CUUAGUGUCCACUAGGAGGCUUGACUAACAAGGUAUUUGUCUGGACGCAAACAUUUAUGGCGUAAACUGUAAAAUAUAGACACAACGAUGCUUCAAAGGAUACGAAUCGUUGCUGUCGGAGGAUUCGGCGUUUGAUGGAGGAAACACAUUUGAAAAGGAGGCUAUUUAGAUUAUCAACGAUCAACAGUCUCCUCUCUAUUGGCCAGUCUAGUGUGCAUCUAUGAACUCCAAACCGCCCUCCACUUCUGCCGUCAGUAGCCCUGUCAGCUCCGUAGAUUCGCCACUGUCAGCCGUCAGCUCGUCCAUCUGCUCUCCCGGCGUUCCCGGCACGCCAUCCGUCGGCUAUGGACCCAUCAGCAACUCUCAGAUAAACUCCUCAAUGUCUGGGUCUGGGUUACAUGCUGUCAGCAGCUCUGAUGAUGUGAAACCCCCGUUUGGCUUGAAGUCUGUCAGUGGCACUGGGCCAGUGCUGUCCCAGAAACGCAUGUGCGCCAUUUGUGGGGACCGUUCCUCGGGGAAGCAUUAUGGUGUGUACAGCUGCGAAGGCUGUAAGGGUUUCUUCAAGCGCACAGUCAGGAAGGACCUGAGCUAUACCUGCAGGGACAACAAGGAGUGUCUGGUCGAUAAACGACAGCGCAAUCGCUGCCAGUACUGCCGCUAUCAGAAGUGCCUGGCCAUGGGAAUGAAAAGAGAGGCUGUUCAGGAAGAGCGUCAGAAGAAUAGGGAACGGGAUGGAGACUAUGAAUGCAGCAGUUCAGCCAAUGAGGAGAUGCCUGUGGAGAAGAUACUGGAGGCCGAGACAGCUAUAGAGCACAGAUCAGACUUGCGCUUUGAUGCCACUGGUUCACCCAAUGAUCCAGUCACUAACAUCUGCCAGGCUGCAGACAAACAGCUAUUCACUCUGGUGGAGUGGGCCAAGAGAAUCCCUCACUUCUCUGAGCUGCCCCUGGAUGACCAAGUCAUUCUGCUUAGGGCUGGAUGGAAUGAGCUCUUGAUCGCUGCCUUCUCUCAUCACUCCAUCAGCGUGAAGGAUGAGAUUCUGUUGGCCACAGGUCUACAUGUGCCCAGAGACAGCACUCACAACUUGGGCGUAGAGGCCUUUUUUGACAGGGAAAGUGCACAGAGUGCAGAGGUGGGAGCCUUAUUCGACAGAGUGCUGACUGAGCUGGUCUACAAGAUGCGUGAUAUGCAAAUGGACAAAACUGAACUUGGUUGUCUGCGUGCCAUAGUUCUGUUUAACCCUGAUGCCAAAGGUCUGACUAGCAGCAGUGAGGUGGAGCUUCUCAGAGAGAAAGUGUAUGCGUCCCUGGAGACCUACUGCAAACAAAAAUACCCAGAUCAGCAGGGGAGGUUUGCCAAGCUCCUCCUCCGACUUCCUGCAUUGCGUUCCAUUGGCCUUAAGUGUCUGGAGCACCUUUUCUUCUUUAAACUGAUUGGAGACACCUCCAUUGACACUUUCCUAAUGGAGAUGCUGGAGUCGCCCCACUAACUGUGUCAGAGGACGAAUGGGAGACUGGGGUUUUCUACCCUGGAGAUAACUGUGACUGCACUUUUUCUUCCCAGGGGAAUUACAACAAUUGGUCAGCCUCUGGUCUGGGUUUUUUUUUUUUUUUUUUUUUUUUAGUUCAGAUAUUACUUGUUUUUUUUUCUCUUGACUAUAUCUUAAGUGUACCAUAGAGUCUAGAGACCCAAAACUUGCCAUGAAAAAUUGUUGGUGCUAUAUUUCAACAGUAAGCUAAUUCUUUUAUAUAUAUAUAUAUAUAUAUAUAUAUAUAAACACAUUCAAAACAUAAUGUUUUUAAGUAUGGAUGCUCCAGUCACCUGACUGGUUUAGAUAAGUGGGGUUUACAUUUUGAUAGAACCAUUUGAGGAUUUUAAAACACUGUGGAUGAUAAGCUUUAAGUGUGCUUCACCAUCUCUUAAGUUUGGGCGCUUUCUUCCUGUACGGCUCAUUUAUUUUGGCCCGAAAUGUAAGGACUGGUCAAGUGGGUAGAUAGAUGAAUGAAUUCAUUCAGUAUUAUAGGUUUAAAUUGAUAUUUACUUUGCUAGUGUGAGAAAUCUGGCAAAGAAAUCGAUAUGCAAUGAAGCUUGAAGUUAUGCAAAAGAGAAAAGACUUAGAUGUUUAAUCUCCAAAAAAGCAAUUAAUGUGAUAUUGUGCAAUGUUCAGCCUAAACAUUGGUGAGAUGUGAGGGAAAUGCAAGCACUCUUUUUAUUAUCUCACACACUAAUUUUUUUUAUCACAUCAUGAGUGCCUAACUGACAUAUGCUUGAUAUGUUUUUUAUUUAAUGUUUGACAGAAGAAAGGACACACAAAAAGAUGAAUUUCUGUUCAUGUCAUCAGUAGUCAUUGUACGAAGCAGGACGUUUUUCUUUCAUUUUCUUUUUGUUUUGCCUGAAGUGUCCUAGGCUGAAAUUGUCUUAAACCUGCAUUGGUUUUACUAGUCCUUUAAUAAUACACUCUCUUCUCUUAUCACAUA